This is a messenger RNA of Rotaria sp. Silwood2, 411 nucleotides long. NCBI's taxonomy places the organism in Eukaryota, Metazoa, Rotifera, Eurotatoria, Philodinida, Philodinidae. The record is from the annotation of a GenBank genome assembly.
AUGCGCUCUUCAGCUGUAGGUAUUCUCGUUGUUACUACAUGCCUUAUCUUAUUACUUCGUCGUGAAAAAGAAAACGCAUCAGUGUCCGAUGAUGAAAAAACAGAAAGUCUUACUUUACUCGAAACUUAUCUUGCAAUUUGGAGACUUUUCAAGAAGAUAUAUAUUCAACAGUUGACUCUCGUUGCACUACUUCCUCCAAUAGGAAUAUUAGCUAUCAAUUAUAUGACUCAUUUAUCACUCAUAAAGCAAGAUGUACCACGUGAAUAUUUAGCUCUGAUCAAAAUAUCAGUGACUCUCAUCACACUUAUAGCACCUCUAAUUAUUCGUGAUACAACACGACCUCUCACAUGGUUUGCUCGAUCUUAUUCGUUGUAUCUUGUCAGUAGCAUACCAAUUGUUGUUUAUGCCUAG